Hyalella azteca is the source of this 2418-nucleotide messenger RNA. Its product is annotated as metabotropic glutamate receptor 8. Lineage: Eukaryota; Metazoa; Arthropoda; Malacostraca; Amphipoda; Hyalellidae. Gene Ontology annotation, molecular function: adenylate cyclase inhibiting G protein-coupled glutamate receptor activity. The record is from RefSeq and is a predicted model, not a curated record. Gene Ontology annotation, biological process: G protein-coupled glutamate receptor signaling pathway; regulation of synaptic transmission, glutamatergic. The transcript is spliced from 14 exons. Gene Ontology annotation, cellular component: membrane. The annotation marks the transcript as partial.
AUGUGUAUAAGAGACAGAUUCAGAGGCUACGAUUCAGAGGCUACGAGUCAGAGGCUACGAUUCAGAGGCUACGAUUCAGAGCUACGAUUCAGAGGCUACGAUUCAGAGGCUACGAUUCAGAGGCUACGAUUCAGAGGCUACGAGUCAGAGGCUACGAUUCUGAGGCUACGAAUCCCGCAGAUCAGUUACGCGUCGACGUCUACAGAGCUGUCCGACAAAACCAGGUUCGAGUUCUUCAGUCGCGUCGUCCCUCCCGAUAACUUCCAGGCUAUGGCGAUGGUCGAGAUCGUCGGUGCUCUGGGCUGGGAAUACGUGUCAACUCUGUCGGUCGAAGGUGGAUACGGUGAAAAGGGGAUCGCGUCGUUCAUCAGCCUGGCGGAGAAGGCCGGGAUUUGCGUGGCUGUCUCGGAGACCAUCUUAAGGACCAUGUCCAGGCCUGAGGAGUUCGAUGCGCUCAUCCAGCGACUCCUGAUGAAGCCAGAGGCGCGAGCCGUAGUUAUGUUCGUCGAUGAAGACAACAUCAGGAAAGUCAUUGCAGCAGUUACCAAGGCCGGAAAAAUUGGCCACUUUCUUUGGAUAGGCAGCGACUCUUGGGGGGCCAAGAGCUACCCUGUUAAAGAGCAAGAGGUCGCUGCUGAGGGAGCCAUCACCAUCCUGCCCAAGAGGACCGCCCUCAAGGGUUUCGACGAAUAUCUGCAGAAUUUAAAACCAAGGUUUAAGAAGAAAAAAUGCGAAGAGGUUGUGGACGGAGUUCUUAUCAAAAGAAAUUGCCGUAAUGUUUGGUUCAAAGAAUACUGGACGAAACAUUUCAACUGCACCUUCAACAGAAACGUGAGCAAUCCGCUUGACACCAGAAACGAUUGCACUGGAGAUGAGGUCAUCAUGACAGAGCAAGAGGGGCUCGUUCCUUUUGUGGUGGACGCAGUGUUCGCCAUGGCAACGGCCUACCACGCUAUGCUCGAGGACAAGUGCGGUAACAUCACCCUGUGUCCUGAGGUUGAGUCGCCGCCUCCAGGUCCCGAGUUCCUAUCCUACAUCCGCAACGUAUCCUUCAUUGGCAAGCAGGGCAGCAGAGUGAAGUUUAACGCGGACGGCGACGCGCCAGGGAGUUACUUCAUAUUUCAGUAUCAGAAAACUUCUGACAAAAACUAUGAGUAUGUGCGCAUCGGCAACUGGACUGAGAGCGAUACUGGAGGCCACCAUCUCAGACAUGCCGCUAAGAAGCAUUCUCACUCGAGACACUCCAGUCUGGAGCUGAACAGAUCGAAGUUGCAGUGGACAAGAAGGCAGCUCAAGAAUGAAUCUUCGGAGAACCCGGAAUCAAUUUGUUCCAGACCUUUCAGUCUGGAGCUGAACAGAUCGAAGUUGCAGUGGACAAGAAGGCAGCUCAAGAAUGAAUCUUCGGAGAACCCGGAAUCCAUUUGUUCCAGACCUUGCCCUCUAGGAUUCAUCAGGAAUUUCCAGACUAAAAUUACGUGCCAGAAGAUAUUUUAUGAUGCCUCGAUCGGUCUAAUGUGCACCCUAAUGACGGCCAUCAUCUUCAUGCGCUACAACACCACCCCCAUCAUCAUGGCGUCGGGCAGGGAAUUGUGCUACGUACUUCUUUUCGGCAUAGCACUUUGCUAUGUCAUGACCUUCGUCAUCCUCGCCCCUCCCUCCACCCCAAUCUGCGGGGUACUCAGAGUAGGCUUAGGCUUAGGCCUAUGCAUUUGUUACUCGGCCAUCUUCACCAAGACCAAUAGGAUCUCGCGCAUCUUCAACAGGGGAGUCAAGUCUAUCAAGCGUCCGUCCUACACCUCGCCCAGGUCUCAAAUACUCAUAUGCUUUGGUCUAGUGGGGUGCCAGCUUUUAGGUGUGGUUGCAUGGCUGGUGGUUGAACCACCCACCACAAAAGAGCUCUACCCAGACCGCAUGAUGGCGGUGUUGUCAUGUGGUACCUCCAGCAUUACCCUCAUCCUGAGUCUGGGCUACAACAUGAUUCUUAUCCUGCUCUGCACCAUCUAUGCCUUCAAGACCAGGAAGAUUCCUGAGAACUUCAACGAGGCAAAAUAUAUUGGCUUCACCAUGUACAGCACGUGCAUCGUGUGGCUGGCAUUCGUCCCCAUAUAUUUUAGUACCACUAGAGAUUAUAAGAUCCAACUGGCGAGCAUUUGCAUGUGCGUGAACAUCUCUGCGUCGGUGUCGCUAGGUUGUCUCUUCACACCCAAAGUCUACAUCGUCGUCUUCCAGCCGUACAAAAAUGUUCGUCAGGGCUCAGGUCAGGGCAAGGGGUCCAGCACAAACAAAAACUACGCCAGUAUGAAAUUUCAACCAAAAUCGCCGACAGCUCAAUCUGUUCUGUCCAGCAACCACUCGAGCAACCCCGCUACAAACGUGCUACUUCCCCUUCCCCCUACCCUCACCCUCACCCUACCCCCU